AGGAUUUCUAAAAAUUUUUUCACGCGUGCGAUCGACUUGCGAUUGCGUUGCGUGCGAAAAUGGCGGAGAACGAUGAGAGAGAACCCGAUAUUCCGGCUGUUUUUUAUGACUCAGGGGAUGAAGGAAGCUUUGAUGGGUUUGAGCCUAGACGUAGUAAUAAUGAUAGUGAUAGUGAUGUAGAUCUUGAAGGCUUGGAGGACGACAGUGGCGGCCCUACACCAGGAGGUACCGAUGACGAAGAAGAAGAAGAAGCUCGAUGGACUGACCAUCUCAGCAACUUCCUCAUCCCAGACUUCACAGCAGAAACUGGCCUUAAUUUUAACUUACCUGACAACCUUAAAAGAAACUCGAAUAAUAAAGAUUUGUACUCAUCGUAAUGAUUAGUAUUACUGGGUUUAGCCGUGUUUUGUAUUUAGGAAUAAUUGGCAUUUCCGGUUUUGCCGUGAUGAUUUGGUUUGGGACAUUGAUUUGAGCUCUUUUGACCGUUUUUAUUUGAUAGUUUGGCCGCUAAGUUAUCUGACUUGCAAUAAUCAAAGUCUU
Messenger RNA from Stylophora pistillata, 540 nucleotides. RefSeq lists its product as uncharacterized. The record is from RefSeq and is a predicted model, not a curated record. NCBI's taxonomy places the organism in Eukaryota, Metazoa, Cnidaria, Anthozoa, Scleractinia, Pocilloporidae.